AAGAAAAGCAAAAACCAUAGCAAGAAUGGAUACAUUCUCAAACCCUAGAAAAAGUCAAGCGAAAACCUUAGAAAGAAAGGAUUUCUGCACACAGUUGGCCUCUCAAUGGAUGCUCGAGGAGGUCAAAAAGUCCAGAAAAAAUAACUUGGUGGUGUCUCCGGUCUCUCUCAACGUCCUUCUAAACAUGGUGGCUGCCGGUUUAAAGGGCUCUACGUUAGAGUACACGUUGGGCUAUCUCGGGUCGGAAAACAUCGAUGCAAUCAACUCCAAGUCCCGGGAGAUGAUGGCGGUUGCGGCUGCUGUCGGAUCCACCAAGGAUGGCCGUGACGAUGGAGGGCCGAUGUUGGCCAUGGUCAACGGAGCUUGGGCCGAUCAACGUUUUCCUUUGAAACCGUUGUAUGAGGAGAAGAUUCUCAAGGGCAUCUUCAACUGUGAGUCCAAAACUGUUGAUUUUGCAACUCAGGCUGCGGAAGUGAGAGACGAAGUUAAUGCAUGGGCCGAAGUUGUAUCAAGGGGACUUAUCAAAAACUUUCUCGAUCCGGGCACUCCGAGUCCAGACACAGCACUCAUCCUUGCAAAUGGGCUCUACUUCAAAGGAACAUGGGAUCACAAUUAUCGAUUCGUCAAAGAACGUACUGAAAGAAGAGAUUUCUAUCUUCUUAACGGUGACACUAUUUCAGUACCCUUCAUGACCAGCAGCAAAAUGUAUCCCUGUGGAUCCUUCGACGGUUUCAAAGUUCUCAACAUCCCAUACGAGAACGGAAAGUGCGAACAGCACUUCUCCAUGUACUUUUUCCUUCCAGAUGAGCGAUACGGAUUGCAAAAUCUCUUAGAAAAGCUCAUCAAUUCCGAUCCGAAGACGUAUUUCCACUUGUCAAAAGUAGUGCUUGAUAAAUUUUGGAUACCAAAAUUUAAAUUCUCGUACAAGUUUGAAGUCUCGGAGGCCAUGAGGGAUACGGGAGCACCAUUUUCUUUUGCAGAAAAUCCGACAGACUUAUCAGAAAUGUUACAUAUUCCUGAUGGUGCUCGACUGCCACCCACGAGCAUAAUUCAAAAGGCAUGUAUUGAGAUCGACGAGAAAGGCACAGAGGCUGCAGCCAUUACUGCAUUACACCUGUUUGGAUGUUCGAACCCACUCCACAAGCCAAAAACUUUAAGUUUCGUAGCUGAUCAUCCUUUUGUAUUUAUGAUUAGGGAAGCUAAAUCGAGGCUGGUUUUUUUCACAGGAGUAGUGCUCAAUCCGAGCCAAAGUGAUUGAUUUGCUUAUGCCUUAGUUGCCCUAUGGCCUGUUUUUUUUUUUAAUCAUCUUUAUAUAAUUUAGGAAUAUGGAGUUUUAGAUGCUUAUGCUUUAUCUUUGUAAUCAUGAGUUUUAGAUGCUUAUUGUUAGUGAUAAUAAAUAUUUAUGUCGAUUUUGCCCUU
Rhododendron vialii is the source of this 1419-nucleotide messenger RNA. Its product is annotated as serpin-ZX-like. NCBI's taxonomy places the organism in Eukaryota, Viridiplantae, Streptophyta, Magnoliopsida, Ericales, Ericaceae. The coding region runs from base 26 to 1258 and encodes 410 amino acids. Gene Ontology annotation, molecular function: serine-type endopeptidase inhibitor activity. The transcript is spliced from 2 exons. The record is from RefSeq and is a predicted model, not a curated record.